Emericellopsis atlantica is the source of this 3002-nucleotide messenger RNA. RefSeq lists its product as uncharacterized. The record is from RefSeq and is a predicted model, not a curated record. Gene Ontology annotation, biological process: regulation of DNA-templated transcription. Gene Ontology annotation, molecular function: DNA-binding transcription factor activity, RNA polymerase II-specific; zinc ion binding. The transcript has a single exon. The coding region runs from base 95 to 2848 and encodes 917 amino acids. NCBI's taxonomy places the organism in Eukaryota, Fungi, Ascomycota, Sordariomycetes, Hypocreales, Bionectriaceae.
CCUUAACCUUGAACUUCUACCCAGAAGACAUGACCCUGACCAUAUUUAGUCGCGCUCGCGACGUGUCAAAGCUGCCUCAGCUAUCACCCCCACUAUGAACAGCCACCAGUGCAAGCAGUGCGGCAGCUGCUUCGCCCGUCAGGAGCACCUCAAUCGCCACGCACAGUCACACACCAACGUCCGGCCUCACGCGUGUCCGGAGUGCGACAAGAGCUUUGCCCGUCUCGACGUGCUGCGUCGCCACGUAGCUUCGCACGCCGCGGCACGGAUGCAGCAGGCCUCCAAUGGAGACGGUUCCCCGUGUGUACCCCGAGCCUGCAGGCAGUGUGCCGCGAGUCGUGUUCGAUGCACACGCGAACAGCCAUCCUGUCGACGAUGCGACAGUCGAUCCCAAGCAUGUGUCUACCCACCGAGAACGAGACGCAAGAGUAGCGCAGCCACCUCGCGAGCGCGUGCGUCUCCGAAUGAGGCUGCCUCGCAGGCGUCAGUCACAGCUUCACCAGGACGAACAACCAGCCUCGACAAUGUUGGCUAUGGGGGGCAGCAAGGGACUUUUGACGAGGUGAAUUACGGCUGGGAGACUUGGAAGAAUAUGGAGGCACCGCCUCAGGCAGGGAUUUUUGACCCCUUGGCUGGUCUGUCCAUGAUCAACUGGCUGUCGCCUGAGACUGCGGUCAAUGUCGACUGGACAACGUGGACGAUACAACCGACCGACAUGGACAUGGGGACGGUAGCCGCGCCAGCUAUUGCAGACGGCACAUUUGGCAGUAACGGGCAUGGCAUGGAUAUUUGCGACGAGCCGUUUCGAAACGCCAUGCUACAAGUACCUCCAUCACCGCCGCCGCCACCGCAGCAGCAGGCAUUGCUACCACCCUCGUCGCCACCUCAACCGCCACAGUCUUCACAGGCGAGGGACUCGGUUGCCAGCGUGCCACUCCAACCUGCCUCAGCCUCUUCUACACCCACUGAGCCAGCAUUAUACGUGGAGGGCGCGGCAGGACGCCUUCCUUUCAAGGGCCGAGGAGCGCAACACCCUCCAGCCCAAGAUGCUGCUGAGUGCCUCGUAUCUCCCGACGAGCAUGCCUCUGCCGAGAACACUGUCGACACCGAGCCAGCUGCGGCUGUUCUGUCUGAAGCAGCGUACGCCAACCUAGUGCACCACGUGCAGUCCGACUUUGCGCAUCUUGCCCUCGCGCUUCCGCCGAUCGAGUGCGCGCAGGCGUUGCUCCGGCUUUAUUUCCGCACGUUUCACGUGUCGUGGUCGUUUCUGCCAACGUCUUUGCCGUACUAUGAGCGCCCGUUGCGAUGGCCGACUCUACUUGCCCUCGUCACUGUUGGCGCUCGUUAUGUGGCCGGGGCAGAGGGGGUCAUAUGUAAAGAUGAUCUGGCAAUGUUACUAGACGCAGUGACUUUGAGUUUGCUGGAGGCCGACCAUGUCAUCAACUCCGAGACAGCGCUGGACGCCGCAUUGUCGACCGUACAGGCUUCGAUCCUGAGCAUUAUCUGCUUGAUCAAUAAUGGCAGUGCUGCAGCGUUUCGGAGGGGCAAAACAAAGUUGUAUGCCGUCGUGGAGCUCUGUCGCAGCAUGAGCGAUAGGAGUGAAUGGGAUGCAAGUCAGGAGGCACGGAGAGCGAGCUUGAUGGUCUGGAUGCUGGACACGCACAUUUCCUUCAUGUUCUCAAGCGAACCAUUGCUUCGUCUAGUGGAUGCGGAUGGAGAGAUCCCCUCGCCUCGGGAUAGCAAAGCAUUGGACUCCGCCCCCAUGACUGUGCCUACGGCCUUGGAGAUUCUGUACAUGGAGAAAGGCCUACCCCCGAACCUGGACGACUUCAGUACCAAUGUCAUCAUCUGCGCCAUACACCGCCGCACCAAGGAGACCGUUGUCCAUCACCAAUCCCGCCUCUCCUCCUGGACGCCCACCGCGCGGGUGCAACACCCACCGCAACGAGGAACGCCCUCGGAUAAAUCGAGUAGGACACGGGAUGACCAUGUGCGCCCGGGGUCUGCUUCGAGGCCUCGUGAGGAGACUUGGCCCCCGUCACUGCCGAUCUUGUCCAAGUGGCGCAAUGCGGCCUGCGACUGUCUCGACAUCUUACAUUGGAGCGCCAACAGCAUCGUCGCCCGGAAUGGUGGCUGGGAGCAUCCCGUCGUCCUGAGCCUGCACCUCUCCCGCCUCAUGCUGCUUACCCCAUCGCGCCAGCUGCAGCACAUGGCCUCGUCGCCCCCGGAUGUCGGGCGGACAAGGGAGGCGUGGGGUGUCGUCGCCCAAUGGGCCCUGGGCGACCAGUACAAGGCCAGGCUCUCGGUGGUGCAUGCGGGCGCGCUGCUCUGGCACAUGAGACGCUGCCGGACUGGUGGCUUCCUCGAGCCCUUUGCACUGUACAUGGCCACGCUUGUUCUGUGGGCAUACAGCUCCAGCCUCCAGCUGCCCAUCACCAGAGAGGCAUGGGACAAUGGUGGCUCGAACUUGACGACCCCACCGGGCCGUGACUCGAGAGACAGCGUCGACCCUGAUCCUACCUUUCUACAUCUAGAUCGCCCACUGGACGAUGAGCUGGUCCAGACCUUUGUCAAGCGAGGCUCCCAGAUGGCGGGUCAUCUCACUGGCGUGGGUGACAUUCGCUCUAAAGGCGCGGCUAGCAAGAUUCUGCGAAUUGGCGUGCGCAUGCUGCCGGAUGGACAUGGACUCCAGCAGCGCCUGGACCUGGGCCGUGACCACGCACGAGCCCGGGAGAGCGCGGCGGGGGCCGGUCCAAGUCCACGAGCAACGCAAGCAGAUCGAAUCUGGGGAAUUGAGUCUGUCUAUGCGGAGAGGCUACAGCGCCUGAUUCAGCCGUCGGAUAAUUGAAUGGCAUGACAAUACCACCGGACGUUGCGUUUCUGUUUCGCGGUGGGCUGUAUUGGAUGUCUGGUUCUCCGAUGGGGGUGGAGUUCACCUUUUCCCCCGAACCAGUCUGGUCCCCCCGUGGGGACGUGAGCCACCCAUCACCUGUACCCCGGAU